CAGCAAUCAAGGGGGGCCUGGCUCGUUAGCGCAGGGGAUCCGAGCAGGGCAGGACAUGUGAGAUAGUCACAGUUUUCCAGAGAUCACGACAAGAUCUAACCAGUCGCGCGUGGUCCCCGGCGCCGGAGCGGGCCAGCCCAGCCCAGCGCCGCGCAGAGCCCCCGCCACCCCCGCGCCCAGAACCCCGCGCCCCUAGCCGCGCGCCGGACCGGGAGCCAGGAGGAGCCGCCGCCGCCGCGCUCGCCACCCGGCUCGUCCUUCCUCCGCGCGCGCCGCCGCCCGGGCCGGGGGUCCGAGCCGCGCGCCCCCGGCCCCGGCUCCCGGGCGCCUGGGCCGGAUGUCCCGAUGAGAGAGCCGGCGCUGGCGGCCAGCGCCAUGGCUUACCACCCAUUCCACGCGCCACGGCCGGCCGACUUCCCCAUGUCCGCCUUCCUGGCGGCGGCGCAGCCCUCCUUCUUCCCGGCACUCGCGCUGCCGCCCGGCGCGCUGGCCAAGCCGCUGCCCGACCCGGGCCUGGCGGGGGCGGCCGCGGCGGCGGCGGCAGCGGCCGCGGCGGCCGAGGCGGGGCUGCACGUCUCGGCACUCGGCCCGCACCCGCCCGCCGCGCAUCUGCGCUCGCUCAAGAGCCUGGAGCCCGAGGACGAAGUGGAGGACGACCCCAAGGUGACGCUGGAAGCCAAGGAGCUCUGGGACCAGUUCCACAAGCUGGGCACCGAGAUGGUCAUCACCAAGUCCGGGAGGAGGAUGUUUCCACCUUUCAAGGUGCGAGUUAGCGGCCUGGACAAGAAGGCCAAAUACAUCCUGCUGAUGGACAUUGUGGCUGCUGAUGACUGCCGGUAUAAGUUCCACAACUCUCGCUGGAUGGUGGCUGGCAAGGCCGACCCUGAGAUGCCCAAACGCAUGUACAUCCAUCCGGACAGUCCGGCCACCGGGGAGCAGUGGAUGGCCAAGCCCGUUGCCUUCCACAAACUGAAGCUGACCAACAACAUCUCUGACAAGCACGGCUUCACCAUCCUGAACUCCAUGCACAAGUACCAGCCCCGCUUCCACAUCGUGCGAGCCAACGACAUCCUGAAGCUGCCCUACAGCACCUUCCGCACCUACGUGUUCCCAGAGACCGACUUCAUCGCUGUUACUGCCUAUCAGAAUGACAAGAUCACGCAGCUGAAGAUCGACAAUAAUCCGUUUGCCAAGGGUUUCCGGGACACUGGGAACGGCCGGCGGGAGAAAAGGAAGCAGCUGACGCUGCCGUCUCUGCGCUUGUACGAGGAGCACUGCAAGGCGGAGCGCGACGGCGCCGAGUCGGACGCUUCCUCCUGCGACCCUGCCCCUGCCCGGGAGCCGCCGCUUUCCCCGGGAGCAGCGCCCAGUCCCCUGCGCGCGCACCGGGCCCGCGCGGAAGAGAAGCCGAACGCCGCCGACAGCGACGCGGAGCCCGAGCGGCCUGGCGAGGAGCGUGCGGGACCGGCGCUAGGCCGCAGUCCGGGCCUGGACGGCAGCAGCCCGGCCCGGGUGCCUGACCCUGAACGCGCCCGAGAGCGGCGCAGCCCGGACAGGGGCAAGGAGGCGGCCGAGAACAGCGGGGACUGCCCGUUUGGCCUGCGGAGCCUAGAGAAGGAGCGCGCCGAAGCCCGGCGGAAGGACGAGGGACGCAAGGAGGCGGGCGAGGGCAAGGAACCCGGCCUGGCGCCGCUGGUGGUGCAAACGGACACCGCGUCCCCGCUGGGCGCCGGCCACCUGCCUGGCCUGGCUUUCUCCGGCCACCUGCACGGGCAGCAGUUCUUCGGGCCACUGGGGGCCGGCCAGCCGCUCUUCCUGCACCCAGGACAGUUUGCCAUGGGCCCCGGAGCCUUCUCGGCCAUGGGCAUGGGUCACUUGCUGGCUUCGGUGGCAGGCGGGGGCAGUGGUGGAGGUGGUGGACCAGGGACCGCCACCGGCCUGGAAGCAGGCGGGCUGGGUCCCGCAGCCAGCGCGGCCAGCACCGCUGCGCCCUUCCCAUUCCACCUCUCCCAGCACAUGCUGGCAUCUCAGGGAAUCCCGAUGCCCACUUUCGGAGGCCUCUUCCCCUACCCCUACACCUACAUGGCAGCAGCGGCUGCAGCCGCCUCCGCUUUGCCAGCGACCAGUGCUGCGGCAGCGGCAGCAGCAGCCGCCGGUUCCUUGUCCCGGAGCCCCUUCCUGGGCAGUGCCCGGCCCCGACUGCGCUUCAGCCCCUAUCAGAUUCCGGUCACCAUCCCGCCCAGUACUAGCCUCCUCACCACGGGGCUGGCCUCGGAGGGCUCCAAGGCUGCGGGCAGCCACAGUCGGGAGCCCAGCCCUCUGCCUGAGCUGCCUCUCCGGAAAGGGGGGGCCCCACCCCGAGGGGCCCUGUCCCCUGGCGGCUCUGCCAAAGAGGCCGCCACUGAACUGCAGAGUAUCCAGAGACUGGUGAGUGGGCUGGAGAGCCAGCGCGCCCUCUCCCCAGGCAGGGAGUCACCCAAGUGAGGGUGCCCAGCUGCUCCACCGCCUCACCCGGCUGCCUGCCCUACCGCUCAGGAUGUGCGUGCGGCACAGAAUGGGUAUUUAUUUAAUCAAAGGAACAAAGCGCAGAGCAGGCUGCAGCAGCCCAGAGAGGACCCUGUGCUGCCCCCAGCCUCUGGGAAUACAGUCGCUUGGGAGUCCCUCAACGAGGUCCAGAGGUGCUGGGCAAGGUGGAUCUCCCACUCCCAGCGGAGUGGGGAGCCUCAUCCUGGCAGGCGACUUUCCCCAGCCAGAAGGUGCGGGGCCAGGGGUGGGGAAUCCGGAGGGAGCACCAGAACACUCCCAGCCCCAGGCUCGGGCUGGUACCCCUUGGGCAUCUGGGCUGAGAGAUGCUGGGGAGAGUGAAGACGAAAGUCAGCGUAGACUUGGGCUGGGAGAGGACCUUGUCUUCUAGUCUUUCCACUUCUUCCCCUAAGAGACAGGCGCCCCUCCUAGCCCUGGGAGCGGAAGGAGGGGCGCUCUGGCCUGAGUCCCCAGGGAGAAAAAGAUAUUUAUGAAAUAAAUGGUAAUUUGUGUACAUAAGCUUUAAGGGUCCCAGAAUAUGCAAAGUCGGUAUUAAUUUAUUCGAAGGUGUACAUGGCUGUGUACAGGAUAUUUAGAGAUGAACUCCUAGCAUUUAAAGUGUUCCCAUUUUCCAUGAGCAUCUAUAUUGUUCGGGGCUGGAUGCGGGGUGGGGGAGUGGGGUG
Molecule: messenger RNA, 3206 nt
Organism: Sorex araneus (European shrew)
Lineage: Eukaryota; Metazoa; Chordata; Mammalia; Eulipotyphla; Soricidae
Gene: TBX2
Product: T-box transcription factor 2
Exons: 7
Coding region: 346-2484 (712 amino acids)
Biological process (GO): positive regulation of DNA-templated transcription; regulation of transcription by RNA polymerase II; cell fate specification
Cellular component (GO): nucleus
Molecular function (GO): DNA-binding transcription factor activity, RNA polymerase II-specific; RNA polymerase II cis-regulatory region sequence-specific DNA binding
Source: RefSeq, a predicted model, not a curated record